Molecule: messenger RNA, 2553 nt
Organism: Synchiropus splendidus (mandarinfish)
Lineage: Eukaryota; Metazoa; Chordata; Actinopteri; Syngnathiformes; Callionymidae
Product: inactive phospholipase D5-like
Exons: 10
Coding region: 744-2291 (515 amino acids)
Molecular function (GO): catalytic activity
Source: RefSeq, a predicted model, not a curated record
GAUGAGUGAUGCCUCAGCGUGCAGCAUCUUUUAAGCUCAAUGCUUGGCUCGCGAUUUCUAGCGGAAGCCAGGCUCAGACUGUUACACGACCUGAAUACAUUUGUGUCGUGACGGAACUGUGAUCAGCUUUUGCAAAAAUGUUUGCGUCUGUGUUAAAUAUAUCAAUGUCUGCAAGGUUAAUGAAGUUAUAUGAAGUCGACAAAGGCGACAGACGCAGGUUGAGAGAUGAAAGCCGAGACUCAGAGUUUCAAUCUUACUAUGAAACAAUGAGUGAGAGCCUUUUUUGAAGCAAACAAAUGGCGUCUCUUUCUCAGGAAACGGUUAGGGAAGUCGUAAAGACCUGAGGACAAGCCGCAGCACAUUCAAUAAGCAGGCGAGAGCAAUUGAGUUUAAUAUCAUUCAGAGCACAUGUCCGAUACUCUCCUCACAACUUUCAAUCUGAUUUGUCUCUCUUACUUCCUGCUGCUGUCAGUCCAGUGCUGCAUUCCCAUUUAGAAUGCUCGCCCCUCCCAACCCUCGUCCCAAGAAGAAAUGCAUUCCCUGGUAGACGCUCAGACACUUUCAAUAAAACUGUGGGGAAGCGCUGGGAGUGCUCCGGCCGCAGGCAGGCUGGGCACCGAGUUUCCAGCUUGCUGAUUCAGCUGUGAACAAGAAAAGACAGGGGCAGCCUCUGUUUGUGCGUGUGUGGGUCUAAGCGUGUGAGCAUCAGACUGUCCCUGCAGACGCUCCAGCGCUGGUCAUCAAUGGAACUGUCAAAUGAUCCCAGGCUGAGAGUGCAAGAGGAGGCUCCCCCUGCGCCGCUGACCCACCCUUCCCAAGCCAAGAGCAGCAGUCACAACGCUGCCCAGCAGCAGCGCUACUCUGCGUCCGUCUUUCUCCGGCAGAAAGACAAGCUUGAGCAGACUCAGCAGAAAUGCAUUGCUAUUUUCGCUCUGGUCUGCUGCUUUGCGAUCCUGGUGGCGCUGACCUGCUCAUCGGUGAAUAUCUGGGGGAGCGAUGAGGACGGCAUCACCGAGGAAAACUGCAGCAGGGACUGCCAGGGCGUAGUUGUGGAGAAUGUGCCUGAAGAGCUUUCUCUGCUGGUGAAUAGGAACCAUGUCCCUCUGAUGGCAGGCUUCCACAUGCUGCUGGAUCAAGCCAGGUACUCCGUUGAGGUGGUCUCACCCGUCUGGAACUUAAAUUCCUGGGACCAGAUGUCCAGCGCUGCCAAGCAGGGUCAGAGCUUGUUCCAGCGUCUGCUCGGCCUCAAAUCUCGAGGGGUGCGGCUUAAGAUCACCAGCGGUUUGACAAACUCGGCUGAACUGAAGACCUUGGCUGCACACAAUGCAGAGGUUCAUUUUGUUAAUAUGACCGCGUUCACCAGAGGAGGACUACACUCUUCAUUUUGGGUCGUCGAUCGGACGCACAUUUACGUCGGCAGCGCAGAUAUGGACUGGAGGUCAUUCUCUAAGAGAAAAGAAUUGGGUGUGAUGAUGUUCAACUGCAGCUGCCUGGCCCUGGACCUCCACCGCAUCUUCUCCUUUUACUGGCAGCUGCAUGAACGGGACUACAUCCCCAACAUCUGGUCGAAGAGAGUCACCGCCCUCUACGGAGCGCACAACAGCCUGGAGCUGCAAAUCAAUGACGCAGAGGCCUCGGCUUAUGUAUCUACCUCUCCUGAGCUCUUCUGUGCCAAAGAUCGAACAAGAGACGUCGAUGCCAUCUACGAUGUCAUUCAGAGAGCCAACACAUUCGUCUACAUAUCUGUGACCGACUACCUCCCUCUCCUGAGCCAGCGUUCCAGAGGAAACCUCGUCACCAGGUACUGGUCACCCCUCGAUGAGGCGAUCAGGGAGGCAGUGGUUCUGAGAGGGGUCAGAGUUCGGCUGCUGAUAAGCUUCUGGGAGAAAACUCACCCCCUCACCUUCAACUUCGUGGCCUCGCUCAAGUCUCUAUGCAUGCAUCUGCAGAACUGUUCGGUGGAGGUGAGAUUCUUCUGGCACAAGGAGCAGACUGAGGACGACCAUUACAGCCCCAACCACAACAAAUACGUGGUGACCGACAACGCUCUGUAUGUUGGGAACCACGACUGGGUUGGGAGCAACUUUGCCGUCAACGCAGGAGUUGGACUCGUAAUCAAGAUGGAAAACCAUUUCAGAGCUCAGCUCCGAGAACAAGUCAAAGCUGCUUUCGAAAGAGACUGGUUAUCCAGAUAUGCGAAGAGUUUACACAGUGGAAAAGAGCUGCACGACAAACAUCAAACUUCGAAACUCGAUAUGGGCCCCGAUGAAGAAAAGUGGAACGACCUUUAACCUCUAUAAGCACAGAUUGUAUAUCUUUUAUAUCUUACAGCCUUAUGAGUCUAUGAAUAUGCAAGAUUUGCACAAUAUUAGAAUGUAUUUAUACACUGUAGCACUACAUGGAUGUUUUGCCUGAUGGUUAGCUAAUAUAUAACAGUUAAUCUGAAAUAUAUGUACGCAUGAUCUUAUACAAGCACGUUGACUGAAGACAGGCCAAUGGAAAUUAUACCGUGACAAUUUGACUUGAACUCGGUUUUAUGUUCAUAUAGUUGAU